Messenger RNA from Beta vulgaris subsp. vulgaris (sugar beet), 2497 nucleotides. RefSeq names its product pentatricopeptide repeat-containing protein At4g16835, mitochondrial. Bases 340 to 2379 code for a protein of 679 amino acids. The record is from RefSeq and is a predicted model, not a curated record. NCBI's taxonomy places the organism in Eukaryota, Viridiplantae, Streptophyta, Magnoliopsida, Caryophyllales, Amaranthaceae. Gene Ontology annotation, molecular function: protein binding; zinc ion binding; RNA binding. The transcript has a single exon. Gene Ontology annotation, biological process: RNA modification.
AAUAAGGUGAGUUAAGUAAAAAGAAAAGGAGGGAAUUUAUGAUAAUAUGAACAAAAUAAUCACCAACCCAAAUUUAGUUUAAAGAAAUUUGACCCGGGUAGAUAAGAAAAAAACAUUAGCAUCCAUAUGUUUCUUACUGUUCACUCAGCCAAUUUUCCUGUUUUUUCUUUUCAUCAUCCCUCUUUUUUAACUUCCAUAACAUAAUUAUUUGAGCAAGUUGAAGAAGAAAUUCUGAUAAUUUUCUGGUUUUUCUCUGUCGAAUUUGUUAUCUCACUUCAUAUUUUGAUCUGGGAUUUUACUGGUGAUCUUCCCAGCUAAAAGUUUUACAUUUCAUAAUAAAUGAAUCAUCUUGUGCAUAGUACCUCAUCAAAAACACGUUCAAUUUUAUCCUUGUACGUAAUUUUCUCUCACAUUAAAGUACCAAUCUAUUUCUUUUCAAAUUAUACCAUCAAUAACCCAAAUGUUCAUAAAAACCCAGAAAAAUUUCCCAGUAAAUUUCCUCCUUGUUCAUCAUUUUUGGCUCAACAUAAUAACAUAAAACCAAAAAUAUCAAGUUUAAAUCUUUCCUAUGAUGAUGAUCAAUAUUGUGAUGUAAUUUCUUGUAAUAGAAUGAUUACGAGAUAUGUUAGAGCAGCUGAUUUAGAAUCAGCUCUUAAUGUGUUUAUGAAUAUGCCUGCUAAGAAUACCAUUACUUGGAAUUCAUUGUUAGCUGGGUAUUCCAAAAAACUUGGAACACUAUCAGAUGCCCGCCAACUGUUUGAUAAAAUUCCUGAACCAGAUAUUUUCUCGUUUAAUACGAUGUUGUCGUGUUAUCUGCGUAAUGGGGAUGUUGAUGGUGGUAGAUUGUUUUUUGACAAUAUGCCUAUUAAGGAUAUUGCUUCGUGGAACACCAUGGUUUCAGGUUUUGCUGAAAAUGGGAUGAUGGAGGAAGCACAAAGGCUGUUUUCAGCGAUGCCGGAAAGGAAUAGUGUGUCGUGGAAUGUGAUGAUAUCAGGUUAUGUAGACUGUGGGGAUCUACAUUCAGCUAUGAGAUUGUUGGGGAUGAAUCCAUUUAAGAGUGUGGUUGCCCAAACUGCAUUGAUAACUGGAUAUAUGAGACUUGGCAAGGUUGAAAUGGCUGAGAAAAUGUACGAGGAAAUGGACACAAGGAGUUCGGUGACAUGGAAUGCUAUGAUUGCCGGUUAUGUUGAAAAUUAUCGAGCAGAAGAGGCCGUUAAGCUCUUCAAGAUGAUGGUGGAAUCUAAGGUUGAGCUAACCCCUUUAACCAUGACUAGUGCUUUGUUGGGUUGUAGCAAUUUAUCAGCAUUCAUCUUAGGUAAACAAAUUCAUCAACUUGUAUACAAAUCUCUGUUGCACUGGGAUACCACGGUUGGGACAUCAUUGUUGAGUAUGUAUUGCAAAUGUGGAGUUUUAGAUGAUGCAUGGAAAUUGUUCUUAGAGAUGCCAAGGAAAGACUUGGUUACUUGGAACGCCAUGAUUUCAGGGUAUGCUACUCAUGGCUCAAGUCAGAGAGCCCUUGCUCUGUUCGAUAAUAUGAUGAGUAAGAAGAUUAAGCCAGAUUGGAUCACUUUUGUUGCGGUUUUAUCAGCUUGCAAUCAUGUUGGACUAGUAGAUCUAGGGAUGCAUUAUUUCGAUUCAAUGCAGAAGUAUUAUGGGGUUGAGGCUAGACCAGAGCAUUACUCAUGCAUGGUUGACCUCCUAGGUCGUGCUGGUAAGCUUAAAGAAGCUACCGAGUUAAUAAAGAAAAUGCCGUUCAAACCACAUGCUGCAAUAUUUGGGAGUCUUUUGGGAGCUUCAAGGAUCCACAGGAAUAUAGAGUUAGCUGAGUUUGCUGCUAACAACUUGCUUCGGAUUGAUCCAACAAACGCAGGAGCAUAUGUCCAACUAGCUAAUGUUUAUGCAGUUACCAAGAGAUGGGACAAUGUUUCUAGGGUUUGGCAAUCCAUGAAGAAUAAUAAUGUGGUGAAAAUGCCAGGUUAUAGUUGGAUAGAGGUAAAGAAUGUAGUUCAUGAGUUUAGGUCGAGUGAUACAGUACACCCAGAAUUGCCUGCAAUUCAUGAAAAGCUCAGUGAGUUAAAGAGAAAAAUGAAGUUGGCAGGGUAUGUGCCUGAUCUUGGAUAUGAGUUGCAUAACAUUGAUGAGGAGCAUAAACAAAAGCUGCUACUAUGGCAUGGCGAGAAACUGGCAGUCGCUUAUGGAUUGAUUAAGCUUCCCCGGGGUGUGCCUAUUCGUGUUUUUAAGAAUCUGAGAGUAUGUGGGGAUUGUCAUCGAGCAUUGAAGUUCAUAUCGGCCAUAGAAGGGAGGGAAAUAAUAGUAAGAGACAAUACAAGGUUUCACCAUUUCAAAGAUGGGAGCUGCUCUUGUGGUGAUUACUGGUGAGCAUGACAAAGAAACAAGAAAACAAUAGAUUGAUGGGUUGUGCAUACAUGUACCUUAGAGCUCAUAUAUCUCUAUUAUAUAAGGGAAGGGGAGCUAUGGUGUCCUCUUUUGAACUGAC